Megalops cyprinoides (Indo-Pacific tarpon) is the source of this 3340-nucleotide messenger RNA. RefSeq names its product lamin-A-like. The coding region runs from base 213 to 2186 and encodes 657 amino acids. Lineage: Eukaryota; Metazoa; Chordata; Actinopteri; Elopiformes; Megalopidae. The transcript is spliced from 13 exons. The record is from RefSeq and is a predicted model, not a curated record.
GCAGCCAAAGACAGAGGCUGACAAAAAGGAGUCAAGUCUGUUGCAGAGGAAAAGACGUACUGCCAUUCUUUACGAAGAUCCAGGGAAUCCCAGAAGCUCAGAUUCACCAAUUGCUACAAACUCCGAGAAAGAUCUCUCCAGGAGACAUUCACAGCAGUGCUAGCUUACACAAGGAAGUCCAGCAGUCAACUUGAGGCUCUUCCUGGGACGCCAUGGAGACCCCUAGACAGAAGCGCGCUGCUGCCAGCAGUGGGUCCUCGCCCAUUUCCCCAACGCGCAUCACCCGUCUGCAGGAGAAGGAGGACCUGAGCAACCUCAAUGACCGGCUGGCGAUCUACAUCGACAAGGUGCGCUCGCUGGAGGCGGAGAACGCCGGGCUGCGCCUGCGCAUCACUGAGUCGGAGACGGAGGUCAGCCGCGAGCUGUCCGGCAUGAAGGCCGCCUACGAGACCGAGCUGGCCGAUGCCCGCAAGACCCUGGACUCUGUAGCCAAGGAGCGCGCCCGCCUGCAGCUGGAACUGGGCAAGGUGCGGGACGAGUACAAGGAGCUCAAGGCCAGAAACAGCAAGAAGGAAGCUGACCUGGAGGGUGCGCUAGCCAGACUGAAGGAUCUGGAGGCACUGCUCAAUUCCAAAGAUGCCACUUUGACCACUGCCCUGGGGGAGAAGCGUAACCUGGAGGUGGAAGUGCGUGACCUGAAGGCCCAGCUUGCCAAGCUGGAAGGAGGCCUGGCUGAUGCCAAAAAACAACUUCAGGAUGAGAUGCUGAGGAGGGUGGAUGCCGAGAACCGCAUCCAGACCCUGAAGGAGGAGCUGGAAUUCCAGAAGAACAUCUACAGUGAGGAGCUGCGGGAAACAAAGCGGCGGCACGAGUCGCGCAUGGUGGAGAUAGACAGCGGCCGGCAGCAGGAGUUCGAGAGCAAGCUGGCCGAAGCCCUGAUAGAGCUGCGUGCCCAACACGACCAGCAGCUUAGCAUGUACAAGGAGGAGAUCGAGAAGACCUACAGUGCCAAGCUCGAGAAUGCGCGUCAGUCAGCUGACAGGAACAGUCACCUGGUGGGGGCAGCACAUGAGGAGCUACAGCAGACCCGGGUGCGCCUGGACACUCUCUCUGGCCAGCUCAGUCAGCUGCAGAAACAGCUGGCUGCACGAGAGGCCAAGGUGCGGGAGCUGGAGGAAGCGCUGGCCCGGGAGAGGGAUGUCAUGCGCCGCCGUCUGGAGGACAAGGAGAGGGAGAUGACCGAGAUGAGGCAGCGCAUGCAGCAGCAGCUGGAUGAGUACCAGGAGCUGCUGGACAUCAAGCUGGCCCUGGAUAUGGAGAUCUGCGCCUACAGGAAACUAUUGGAGGGAGAAGAGGAAAGGUUGCGUCUGUCCCCCAGUCCACCCCCAACUAGGGUCACAGUGACCCGCACAUCAGGCUCAGGAACACACAGCCGCUCUGUCCACUCCAGUGCCCACAGCUCCUCUGGCAAGAAGCGCCGGAUCAAUGACAAUGACAGUGAGACCUCCAGUACAGCAGGUGGUGCUGUUGCUCGCACUCGUAUUGUACAGCAGGCUUCUGCCAGUGGCCGUGUCACUGUGGAUGAGGUUGACCAGGAGGGGAAGUAUGUGCGGCUCAGCAACAAAUCUGAUGAGGACCAGCCAAUGGGGCACUGGCAAGUGAAGAGGCAGGUGGGCUCACAGACCCCCAUUGCCUACAAAUUCCCCCCAAAAUUCAUUCUGAAGGCGGGUCAGAAUGUCACGAUUUGGGCAUCGGGAGCGGGCGGCACUCACAACCCCCCAUCUGACCUGGUGUGGAAGACCCAGAACUCCUGGGGCUGCGGGGACCAGUUCCAGACCAUUCUGUUGAACAGCAAUGGAGAUGAGAUGGCAAUGAGGAAGGUCACACGCACGCUCUUCCAUGAUGUGGAUGAUGAUGAUGAAAUGGCAGCUCACAGCACCUGCGGGGACGGCGAGUACAACCUGCGCAGCCGCACGGUGAUAUGUGGAUCGUGCGGCCAGCCCUCUGAGAAGGCCGGCGCGGGCUCAGUGACGGUCAGCUCGGGUGUGUCCAGCGCCUCUGCCUCCCGCUCAUUCCGCAGCAGUGGAGGAGGACUCCCAGAGGGGCUGGUCUCCCACUCCUUUGUGGUGGGCAACAACUUGCCCCGACAGAGUGGUCCCAGUGCAGAGAACUGCACCAUCAUGUAAACCAAGGACAGGCCCACCUGGAAGGGACUGACUCAAGCUCCUGAGGACCGGAAGACCAUCUUUUUCAAUACAUCGAAGGAUUUCUAUUUCUCUCUAUAUUAUGUUGAAGAGACUUAUUUUUUACUACAUAAUCUGCAAAUAUUUUUAUACGUAAAGUAUAUGAAUAUAUUUAGACUUAGACAUGUUAUUAGGCUUGUUAGGCUAAUAUUAUGUGACAAUAGGCUUAGAAGUGUAGUCUGUUUGCCAAAAAUGGGAUUCAUGCAUGCAAGUCUCAUUAGCCAGCUGGGUGGUGUAGGUGCUUCUGUAAGAGUAUGCACAGAGAGAGGGAGAGAGUGCACUCGCUGCACAGGAGUUUGAUCCACGCCUGGGUUUCACGUCCAAUGUCUUUGCUGUCAUUACUGAUCACGCACAGCUUAUAAACCCUGAACGGAGUCAAACUACUUUGUGCUUAGAAUAGGGUGUGUUGCCCUGGCUUGCUGCAUAUCUGACAGUGAAUGUCAGCUUUACAAAGCAAAUCUAAUAGUGGCCAUAUUGCUGUUAAAAGAUUGUGAUGGGGGUAUUGGUCAUAAAGAAGCAUGUAUAUAUUCAUUUUUUCUUAUUUUUGCCUGUUUUUUGAAAUAGAUUAAACAUGGAGGUUCAUUAGUCAUUCAUAAUUUUAUAUUGUGCCUCCUGCACUGAAGGUCCUAUUGGUUGGUAGUAGAUGAUAAAUUAUUCAAGGUGUAACUUUCUGAGAAGUGCAUUGAAAAGAUUUAAAAAUGGAGAUAUAUUACAUGAGGGUUCAGAACAAAUUGUUUUCCUACUGUUGAGUACAGAAUUUAUGCCCAGUUUAGAGUUACGGAAUAAGAAUAGGGCACUUUUCAAAUGAGCAGAGGUAUUCUGUACACGAGUAAGAAUUUUCCUCUCCUUUGCAUGCCUUUGCACUAUUCCCACUGCACAUGCAUUUAAGAUUUCCUUUCAGGUGUCUGAUGAAUAAAGAUAAAAAGAUUGUGGUACUGAAAAAAAUGUAUAUUCCUAAAAAUUUUUUACAGGGAUGUUUUCUCGGAAGUGUUGAUUGAUGAUAGUUUGCUAUCACAUUAAAAACAUGUCUAAUUUUGAGAUGGAAGGAUGUUAUGAGGUAAUGGACUUGAUAAUGUUGGUUAGAUAGUUACUGAUGA